Molecule: messenger RNA, 4208 nt
Organism: Poeciliopsis prolifica (blackstripe livebearer)
Lineage: Eukaryota; Metazoa; Chordata; Actinopteri; Cyprinodontiformes; Poeciliidae
Gene: aclya
Product: ATP citrate lyase a
Exons: 28
Coding region: 119-3394 (1091 amino acids)
Biological process (GO): tricarboxylic acid cycle; citrate metabolic process; fatty acid biosynthetic process
Cellular component (GO): cytosol
Molecular function (GO): ATP citrate synthase activity
Source: RefSeq, a predicted model, not a curated record
CAGACUAGACAGGUUCCACUGGCGGAGUGGAGCAACACUGCCGAGGAUCUCCACACAUCCACCCACUGCUCACGUCUACCACGGUGAAAGAAAGAAAAGCAGUCCAUCCUGAUCUGUCAUGUCAGCCAAAGCCAUCUCAGAGCAGACGGGGAAGGAGUAUCUCUACAAGUAUAUCUGCACAUCGGCGCCAGUGCAGAACAGGUUCCGGUACGCCAAUGUGACAACCGAAACUGACUUUCAGCGUCUGACGCAGGAACACCCAUGGCUGCUCACAGAGAGGCUCGUUGUUAAGCCAGACCAGCUGAUUAAGAGAAGAGGGAAGCUCGGUCUUGUUGGCGUCAAUCUGGACCUGAAUGGGGUCAAAGAGUGGCUCAAGCCACGCCUUAUGAAAGAGACUAUGGUGGGAAAAGCAAAAGGCGUUCUCAAAAACUUUCUUAUAGAGCCAUUUGUUCCUCAUAAGCAGACAGAGGAGUUCUACGUGUGCAUUUAUGCUGCCCGAGAGGGAGACUACAUCCUCUUUCACCACGAGGGAGGGGUAGAUGUCGGAGACGUGGACGCCAAGGCACAAAAGCUGCUAAUUGGAGUGGAUGAAAAGAUCAGUGAAGAUCAGGUGAAGAGAGAACUGCUGACCAAGGCUCCCAAUGACAAGAAAGCGAUUCUUGCCAGCUUCAUCGUUGGACUCUUCAACUUGUAUGAGGAUCUCUUCUUCACAUACCUGGAGAUCAACCCUCUGGUGGUGACAAAAGAUGGCGUGUAUGUGCUGGACAUGGCGGCGAAGAUUGAUGCAACUGCUGAUUACAUUUGCAAAUCCAAGUGGGGUGACGUGGAGUUCCCGCCCCCUUUCGGCAGGGAGGCCUACCCCGAGGAAGCCUACAUCUCUGAUCUUGAUGCAAAGAGCGGAGCCAGUCUCAAAUUGACUCUGUUGAAUCCUCGAGGCAGAAUCUGGACCAUGGUGGCUGGAGGAGGUGCCUCAGUCGUGUACAGUGAUACAAUUUGUGACCUGGGUGGAGUCGACGAGCUGGCCAAUUAUGGCGAGUAUUCAGGAGCGCCAAGCGAACAGCAGACCUACGACUACGCAAAGACCAUCCUGUCUCUGAUGACGAGAGAGAAGCAUCCUGAUGGAAAGGUUUUGAUUAUCGGUGGAAGCAUUGCAAACUUCACAAAUGUAGCAGCAACAUUUAAGGGAAUUGUUCGAGCUAUAAGAGACUAUCAAGGGCCACUUAAGGAGCAUGAAGUCACUAUAUUUGUCCGCCGCGGUGGCCCCAACUAUCAAGAGGGCCUCAGAGUGAUGGGAGAAGUUGGAAAAACCACUGGAAUCCCGAUUCAUGUCUUUGGCACAGAAACGCACAUGACUGCCAUUGUUGGCAUGGCUCUGGGUCACCGGCCAAUUCCCAAUCAGCCUCCCGUUGCUGCCCACACUGCCAACUUUCUCCUCAACUCUAGCAGCAGCACAUCGACUCCAACAUCCAGAAGAAAAGACCCUUCAGAAAACAAAGCUAAAGUUGAGGGCUCACCCGCAAAGAAGGUGAAAACUGGAGCUUCUGUCGCUAAGGCCUCUACCCUCUUCAACAAACACACCAAAGCUCUGGUGUGGGGUAUGCAGACUAGAGCAGUGCAGGGAAUGCUGGACUUUGACUAUGUUUGCUCCAGAGAAGAGCCAUCUGUUUCUGCCUUGAUCUACCCUUUCACUGGUGACCACAAGCAGAAAUUUUAUUGGGGCCAUAAAGAGAUCCUCAUCCCAGUGUAUAAAAACAUGAGCGAUGCCAUGAAGAAGCACCCUGAUGUGGAUGUGCUCAUCAGCUUUGCUUCUUUGCGCUCGGCCUUUGAAAGCACCAUGGAGACCAUGCAGUACCCUCAGAUUCGAACCAUUGCCAUUAUUGCUGAGGGAAUCCCUGAAGCACACACAAGGAAGAUCAUUAAAGCCGCAGAUGAGAAGGGUAUCACCCUCAUUGGCCCUGCUACGGUUGGAGGGAUAAAGCCUGGCUGCUUCAAAAUUGGUAACACUGGAGGCAUGCUGGACAAUAUCCUUGCCUCCAAGCUGUACCGUCCAGGCAGUGUGGCUUAUGUGUCCCGCUCAGGCGGCAUGUCCAAUGAACUCAACAACAUCAUCUCCCGUACUACUGACGGUGUUUUUGAGGGUGUGGCCAUAGGAGGUGACAGAUAUCCAGGCUCUGUGUUUACUGACCAUGUUCUGCGCUAUCAAGAUACUCCGGGAGUGAAAAUGAUUGUCGUGCUUGGAGAGAUUGGCGGGACAGAAGAAUACAAAAUUGGCCAGGCUAUUAAACAGGGCAGAAUUACUAAGCCAGUAGUGAGCUGGUGCAUUGGUACCUGUGCCACCAUGUUCUCCUCCGAGGUACAGUUUGGUCAUGCAGGAGCCUGUGCCAACCAGGCCUCUGAAACAGCAGUAGCCAAGAACAAGGCUCUGAAAGAGGCUGGAGCAUACGUUCCCAAGAGCUUUGAUGAGCUGGGAGAGAUCAUCAAAUCUGUGUAUGAUGGCCUUGUUUCCAAAGGAGUAAUCCAGCCAGCUGAAGAGGUGCCUCCUCCCACUGUACCAAUGGAUUACUCUUGGGCACGAGAGCUGGGCCUAAUACGUAAACCAGCUUCCUUCAUGACCAGUAUUUGUGAUGAGAGAGGCCAGGAGCUCCUCUAUGCUGGCAUGCCCAUCACUGAGGUCUUCAAGUCUGAAAUUGGCCUAGGAGGAACUCUGGGCCUUCUUUGGUUCCAGCGGAGGCUCCCAAAGUACGCCUGCCAGUUUAUUGAGAUGUGCCUGAUGGUAACUGCAGAUCAUGGCCCUGCUGUUUCGGGUGCACACAACACUAUUGUUUGUGCCCGGGCUGGCAAAGACUUAAUCUCCAGCCUCACUUCUGGCCUCCUCACCAUUGGAGACAGAUUUGGAGGAGCUCUGGAUGCUGCUGCAAAGCAGUUCAGCCAUGCAUUUGAUAGUGGCAUGUUGGCUAUGGAGUUUGUCAAUAAGAUGAAGAAGGAUGGAAAGCUGAUUAUGGGUAUCGGACACAGAGUUAAGUCGAUAAACAAUCCUGACAUGAGAGUCCAGAUCUUAAAGGACUUUGUGAAGCAGAACUUUCCUUCCUCACAACUUCUGGACUAUGCUUUAGAAGUAGAGAAGAUCACCACCUCUAAAAAGCCCAACCUGAUCUUGAAUGUGGAUGGCUUCAUCGGUGUGGCCUUUGUGGACUUGCUCAGAACCUGUGGAGGAUUUACAAGAGAUGAGGCAGAUGAGUUUGUUGAAAUUGGUGCCCUUAAUGGCAUCUUUGUCCUGGGACGCAGCAUGGGAUUUAUUGGUCAUUACCUGGACCAGAAGAGGCUGAAGCAGGGUCUGUAUCGCCACCCGUGGGAUGAUAUCUCCUAUGUGCUGCCGGAGCACAUGUCUAUGUAAUCAAACAGCCAAACCACAUAUCAUACAUUAGUUCCACACUGUGAUCUGCCACUUCAGAAAUGAAUGACAGUAAAUUAAAGGUACAUGUUAAAAAUAUUGUCGCUAUAAAUGAGAGACACCGAGAAGAUGUUUCAGGGUGUAUUUAUAGUUGUAAAAGCCAGUCAUUGCAGCAGUUUUGUGAGUCCUCCUAAAACCUGCCUAAAUGUGAUGCUUGAAGGUCUGUCAAUGUGCUGCAGAGAUGCAACAGGUUCAGAUAUAAAUGUGAAUAUUUAGCUGCUGACCACAACUACCAGUCAUGAUGAGUGAAGUGCUGUAAUCUACAUAUAUAACAUGAACAUGUUUACAAAGUCUGGAUGUCCUAUUCUUGUGUAACGCCUACUCUCGUUAUUGUGCCAUUUGGAAAUGGCAAAGUUCAGUGCAAUAAUACAGAUCAAAUCUGAUGUUCUUCAUGUCUGUAUCGAAGUAAUGUUCCCUAAAGCAGUGGUAUAAACUAAACUGUUUGUUUUUGUGUGCCAAACUGAGAUGUUACAUGUUAAUUAUUCGAGGCUUCAUGACUUAUUUUACCCUUAAAUGCUGGUUUUAAACAUCAUUUCACAUUCUUCAUCUGUAACUGUCAUGCACAGUAUGUUAAAUGAUCAAAUCAUACUUGUUAGGUUCUUAAGUAUGAGACAGAAUGUUCCAUCUACCUUGUGCUUUCGUGUCUAUUUGUAACCUUCUCAGUGUGGACUAAUUGUGCUUAUUUGUGCUUACCUGCUGUAUGUUCACAAUUGCACUUGUGAGAUAAAAGAAAUAAAACGAACAUGAUGUAAUCAUA